Molecule: messenger RNA, 3993 nt
Organism: Elaeis guineensis (African oil palm)
Lineage: Eukaryota; Viridiplantae; Streptophyta; Magnoliopsida; Arecales; Arecaceae
Product: importin beta-like SAD2
Biological process (GO): protein import into nucleus
Cellular component (GO): cytosol; nuclear envelope
Molecular function (GO): small GTPase binding
Source: RefSeq, a predicted model, not a curated record
UCAACGCCUGACCUAACCCUAGGGUUAAAUACCGUUUGCUCUCUCUUUCUUCCUCUUCUAAGAAGCAAAGAGACUCAAGGACUCUCGUCUCCUCUCUUGUCUCUGCUACUUCUACUCCCCCGAAAACCCUACUGACCCACCCGAACCCUAGCUCGGAUCUAUUCCUUCUCCUCGUCCGUCCGAUCGUCGGGGAAUCCGCUGACCCUCGGGUUCCCGCAGUCAUGGAUCUGCCAAGCCUUACCGUUGUUCUCCGGGCCGCGCUCAGCCCCAACCCGGACGAGAGGAAGGCGGCCGAGGAGAGCCUCAAUCAGUUUCAGUAUAUGCCACAGCAUUUGGUGAGGUUGUUGCAGAUCAUAGUUGAUGGUACCUGUGAUAUGGCUGUGCGCCAAGUUGCCAGCAUUCAUUUCAAGAACUUUGUGGCUAAAAACUGGUCACCUCAUGAAUCUGGUGAGCCUCAAAAGAUAUCUGAAAGUGAUAAGUGCAUGGUCCGUGAAAAUAUCCUUGGAUUUAUUGUUCAAGUUCCACCACUGUUGAGAGCUCAGCUUGGUGAAUGCCUUAAAACAAUAAUCCAUGCUGAUUACCCAGAACAGUGGCCUAGUCUUCUUCACUGGAUAAAGUGUAACUUACAGUUGCAAGAUCUGCAAGUAGUUGGAGCUUUAUACGUAUUGAGGGUUCUCUCUAGGAAAUAUGAGUUCAAGUCUGAUGAAGAGCGCAUACCACUUUAUCUCAUUGUAGAGCAGACAUUCCCUCACUUACUGAGUAUAUUCAACAAACUUGUUCAGAUUGCUAACCCUUCAGUUGAAGUAGCUGAUUUGAUCAAACUUAUAUGCAAAAUAUUUUGGUCAUCAAUAUAUCUGGAGAUUCCAAAGCAACUAUUUGAUCCCAAUGCAUUCAAUGCAUGGAUGGUUUUAUUCUUGAAUAUAUUGGAAAGGCCUGUUCCAUUGGAAGGUCAACCAUCGGACCCCGAGCUUCGAAAAUCUUGGGGAUGGUGGAAGGUCAAGAAGUGGACAAUUCACAUCUUAAACCGUUUAUACACUCGAUUUGGAGAUCUGAAGCUUCAGAAGCCAGAAAGUAAAGCUUUUGCUCAAAUGUUCCAGAAAAAUUAUGCUGGAAAAAUUUUGGAAUGCCAUCUACAAUUGCUCAAUGCCAUCCGCACAGGUGGAUAUUUGCCUGAUAGAGUUAUCAACCUUAUCCUUCAAUAUCUCAGCAGCAGUAUUCCCAAAAACAGCAUGUACCAAUUACUGCAGCCACAACUAGACACUGUUCUUUUUGAGAUAAUUUUUCCAUUAAUGUGUUUCAAUGACAAUGACCAAAAAUUAUGGAAUGAGGAUCCUCAUGAGUAUGUCAGGAAGGGCUAUGACAUUAUUGAAGAUCUAUACAGCCCCCGGACUGCAGCCAUGGACUUUGUUAGUGAAUUAGUGAGAAAACGUGGCAAAGGAAACCUCCAUAAGUUCAUUCAGUUCAUUGUGGAGAUUUUUAGGAGAUAUGAUGAGGCAUCUGUUGAGUUGAAGCCAUAUCGCCAAAAAGAUGGUGCUCUUCUGGCUAUUGGAGCAUUAUGUGAUAAACUAAAACAAACUGAGCCUUACAAGUCCGAGCUCGAGCGCAUGCUAGUGCAACAUGUAUUCCCUGAGUUCACAAGCUGUGUUGGUCAUCUUCGAGCAAAGGCAGCAUGGGUUGCAGGGCAGUAUGCUCAUAUCAACUUUCAAGACCCAAACAAUUUUCGCAGAGCAUUACAUUCUGUUGUCUCAGGAUUGCAUGAUCCAGAGCUUCCUGUGCGUGUUGAUUCAGUCUUUGCAUUGCGCUCUUUCGUUGAAGCGUGCAAAGAUCUGAAUGAGAUCCGUCCAAUUCUUCCUCAAUUGCUUGAUGAGUUUUUCAAACUCAUGAAUGAAGUUGAAAAUGAGGACCUUGUCUUCACUCUUGAGACUAUUGUGGACAAAUUUGGUGAAGAGAUGGCGCCAUAUGCUAUUGGCUUAUGCCAGAAUCUGGCUGCUGCAUUCUGGAGGUGCAUGGAUACCUCUGAAGCAGAUGAUGAGGCUGAUGAUUCAGGUGCUCUGGCAGCUGUUGGUUGUUUGCGUGCCAUAAGCACAAUUCUUGAGUCUGUGAGCAGGCUUCCCCAUCUUUUUGUCCAAAUUGAGCCUAUAUUACUACCUAUAAUGCGGAGAAUGUUGACUACAGAUGGUCAAGAUGUUUUUGAAGAAGUUUUGGAAAUUGUCUCCUAUAUGACAUUUGUCUCCCCAACAAUUUCAUUGGAGAUGUGGAGUCUUUGGCCUUUGAUAAUGGAAGCUCUUCAUGAUUGGGCUAUUGAUUACUUUGAAAAUAUUCUUGUUCCAUUGGACAACUACAUAUCCAGGGGUACCGCACAUUUUCUUGCCUGCAAAGAUCCUGACUACCAGCAAAACUUAUGGAAUAUACUUUCAUCUAUUAUGUCUGACAGAAACAUGGAAGACAAUGACAUUGAGCCUGCACCAAAGCUUAUUGAAGUAGUAUUCCAAAAUUGCAAAGGUCAAGUGGAUCAAUGGGUUGAGCCAUAUCUCAGGGUUACAAUUGAUCGAUUGCGUCGAACAGAAAAGCCACGCUUAAAAUGUCUACUAAUACAAGUGAUUGCAGAUGCUCUUUAUUACAAUGCUUCCUUGACACUUGGGACUUUACAUAAGCUUGGGGUUGCAACAGAAGUCUUCAGUCUCUGGUUCCAGAUGCUGCAGCAAGUUAAAAAAAGUGGUUUACUUGCAAAUUUUAAGAGAGAAUAUGACAAAAAAGUUUGCUGCCUGGGAUUGACUUCGCUUCUUGGCCUUCCUGCGGACCAAUUACCAGGGGAAGCAUUGGAACGUGUCUUCAAAGCAACACUUGACCUGCUUGUUUCUUACAAAAAUCAAGUUGCAGAGAGUAACAAGCAAAAUGAUGUUGAUGAUGAUGAUAUGGAUGGCCUUGAGGCUGAUGAGGAAGAUGAGGAAGAAGAUGAUUCUGACAGGGAAAUGGGAGUUGAUGCUGAGGAUGGAGAUGAAGCAGACAGCCUCAAGCUCCAAAAGCUAGCUGCAGAGGCGAGAGCUUUCCAGUCGAAUGAUUUUGAUGAUUUGGAUGAUGAUUUUACUGAUGAUGAAGAGCUACAAUCACCUAUUGAUGAGGUGGAUCCUUUUAUUUUCUUUGUCGAAACUGUCCAUGCUAUGCAAGGGUCCAAUCCAACUAGAUUUCAGACCCUGAUGCAGACCUUGGACUUCCACUAUCAGGCACUUGCUAAUGGCGUAGCUCGACAUGCUGAACAGAGAAGAGUAGAGAUUGAGAAAGAGAAGCUGGAUAGCACAGCUAAGUGAUAAUCAUCUACAGUGCUUGUUGGAUCUCUUGGCAUUCUUGUUGCCGAUUGAUCCAUCAAUAUAGGGUUACAACUGAGGUAGGUUGCAGAGUCCCGUGUAUUGGUUGGCUCUGUUGUGGAGAACCUAUAGAGCCAUUGUCUUCCCGCGGUCUGAUUUGUCAGGGUUGUUCCAGAUUCCUACAAUUUUUCCCUCCCCCAUGAUAGGAGAAAUUGAGGUUCCAGAUUCAAGGUGGGGAAUGAUCUGUUGUCUAUGGUAGUGCUCCUAGCACUUCUGUUGCUGGUUGGUGCUGGUUGUGACAGCUUCUCUGGUUGGGGUUGUCAUGCCUAUCAGUGCUUGUUGUUUUCCCUCUCUGUUUUUUUUUACCCUUUUGAGGUAUACAAGCUUUAUUUCAUUGGGAUCAAUUUCCCCUCAUCAGCCGAUCUGUCUGAGUUUUCAUCAAGUGUCUUUGUUUCAUAGUGAGGGUUAUUAGUACAGAAUGUAUAUGUUCUAUCAGGAACUACUAUGACGACAAAUGAGAGGCAAGGUGAGAGGCUGUCAUAUAAUUUUGUUGUGUCAAAAGUUUGUCUUUUUAGUUUUGUAAGUUCUCUGUUCUUCUCCCAAAAAAAGUCACAACCCUCGUUUGUAUUUCAACAAUCUAUAUUCUUUCCGUGGUAGUCAUAAUUGGAGGUUGGUUGGUUUUGUUGAA